AGAAGAGUAAGACUCCGUCCCUCUCAGGCUUUAGCGGCAACAGAGGGCUCUACUUAGCGUCUGUUUGUCAAGGCCCAAGGUCUCCCGUCGUCCUGUCUUGCAUCUGAGCAUCUGUCGCUCACGUGUCGGUCUGUCUGAAGGCUCCCGUGCCCUCCCUUGUGUCAGUCGGUCGCCAUGGGCAAGCAGCGAGGGUUCCAGGCGGGCGGAAUCCCCAACCCGAUGGUGGUGAAUCGUCGGAAGAUCUUGCCGAGCGGUCCCAGCAUGAUGGAGCGGCUGCAGAGGGAGUCGCGGCCCAGCUGGGACGACUUCAAGAAGAUCGUACACAAGAAGGACGCCACCUCUAGCGAGGCACUCGAGAAGUGGGAGAACGAAAACUAUCGCGACGAACUGGAGGUGGGUGCGACACGCCACCAACACCAACACAACACAACACAGAAGGCAUUAUGACAUAUAUCACCGUGUGCGUGUGUAUGUGUGUGUGUGUGUGUAUGUGUGUGUGGUCUUAGAAAUUCAGGGACGUCAAGAUUAGCAAGCAGGAGAAGAAGGAGCUGCGUCGGAUCCGCAAGGAGGCCAAGAAGCAGAGCCGCAGCACCAGGAAGAAGGACAAGGGUGGUGACAGAGACCGCGACCGCGACAGAGACCGUGACGGCGAGCGCAAGAGGAAGCGCGACGACAGCAGCGACGACAGCCGCAGCGACAGCGACAGUGACAGCAGCAGCUCUUCCGGCUCCUCUGAGAGGAGGCGGCGGAGGAAGAAGGCAAAGAAGGCCAAGAAGGAGAAAAAGGUCAGCAGAUAACAGAGAGAGAGAGAGGGAGGGAGGGAGGGACGAGAGAGCGAGUGUCUUGGACCAUCUGUGUGUCUGUGUGGCUUUGUCUGUUGCUGUGUCUGUAUGUUGUGUGCAGAACCACCCGUACAAGCUCUCCAAUUUUCUGAGAUCAGGGGAGGAUGACAAAGAAGAAGACUGACGGAUGUGAUUGCGCGCAUGCCGACCGAGCGGACGCUCGGCGUGUGCUCGCAUCUCAGUUGGCCGACAGUACCGUAGCGGCUGCUUUCUCUUUUGCCUCUCUGGAUGGGUUUGGGGGGGCUGGGUGAGAUGGGGUCGGUUGUUUUCUUACCGUUCCCUCUCUUGCUGCGUACGUGCGUGCCGACAGGCAGCUGGUGUGCGUCCAUCUAUCUAUCCAUCCAUCCAUCCCUGUAGAGCUUUCCGUGCAUCUGUGUUGCGUGUGUGUAUGUGUGUGGAUGGCUAAGUGUAUAUGACAUGACUGUCUGUCUGUGUGAGUGUGUGUGUGGAUCUUUUUGACGAGUGUUGGAGUGUUGGUUGGAUGUUAUCGCCGCGCACCUGUGCAGUCCUGUGCAGCGACCCCUCUAUCUAUGUCUAGAUGUGGUGUCGGCGUUACAUUCAGACCAUUGUGUGUCUCGUUGGCUCCAGAUAUAAUACGUACGUUGAGAUUUGCAAAGCAUUCUUC
Molecule: messenger RNA, 1467 nt
Organism: Vitrella brassicaformis
Lineage: Eukaryota; Vitrellaceae
Source: the annotation of a GenBank genome assembly